Lampris incognitus (smalleye Pacific opah) is the source of this 9578-nucleotide messenger RNA. Its product is annotated as spectrin beta chain, non-erythrocytic 1-like. Bases 257 to 7240 code for a protein of 2327 amino acids. Gene Ontology annotation, biological process: protein localization to plasma membrane; actin cytoskeleton organization. Gene Ontology annotation, cellular component: cell projection; cell junction; plasma membrane. Gene Ontology annotation, molecular function: actin filament binding; structural constituent of cytoskeleton; phospholipid binding. Lineage: Eukaryota; Metazoa; Chordata; Actinopteri; Lampriformes; Lampridae. The transcript has 35 exons. The record is from RefSeq and is a predicted model, not a curated record.
UGUGCGUGUGUGACAGACAGAGAGAGAGAGAGAAGGGGUAGUGACUUUGUUUGGACGGGUUGGGAGGAGACAGUGUCGUAGACGUCCUGUCGUCUUUCGUCCGGCCAGUCCCACUCGUCUUCAGCACUCUCUGAAGGACAGACGCUCGCUCCUUCUUCUCUGGACUGUAUCAAACAAACUGUCAUCAGCAAAGGCACAUAUUUAUUUUCAUUUUCUUUUUUUUUUUGUGGAAAGCGUGUGUUGGGUUGUGUGAGUGAUGGAGUUGGACUGGGACUCGCAGGACUGCCUCCACCCAGAGAAUAGCUCAGCUCCUCAGCUGCUCCUCAACUUCAACCAGCUGGACGGACGCUUCAAACAGCUGCAAGAUGAGCGUGAGGCGGUCCAGAAGAAGACCUUCACUAAGUGGGUAAACUCCCACCUGUCCAGAGUGUCCUGCCGCAUCACAGACCUCUACAUGGACCUGCGGGACGGACGCAUGCUGAUCAAACUGCUGGAGGUCCUGUCUGGAGAGAAACUGCCAAAGCCCACCAAGGGCCGGAUGCGGAUCCACUGUCUGGAGAACGUGGACAAGGCCCUGCAGUUCCUGAAAGAGCAGCGGGUCCAUCUGGAGAACAUGGGAUGUCACGACAUUGUGGACGGAAACCACCGCCUGACGCUGGGCCUCAUCUGGACCAUCAUCCUCCGCUUCCAGAUCCAGGACAUCAGCGUGGAAACAGAGGACAACAAGGAGAAGAGGUCGGCCAAGGACGCCCUGCUGCUCUGGUGUCAGAUGAAGACAGCGGGAUAUCCCAAUGUGAACAUUCACAACUUCACCACUAGUUGGCGUGAUGGCAUGGCCUUCAACGCCCUCAUCCACAAGCACAGACCAGAUCUCAUUGACUUUGACAAGCUGAAGAAGUCCAACGCCCAUUACAACCUGCAGAAUGCCUUCAACCUGGCUGAACAACACCUGGGUCUGACUAAACUACUGGACCCAGAAGAUAUCAGCGUGGACCACCCGGAUGAGAAGUCGGUUAUCACCUACGUGGUGACGUAUUACCACUACUUCUCCAAGAUGAAGGCCCUGAAGGUGGAGGGCAAACGUAUUGGAAAGGUGUUGGACAAUGCCAUAGAGACAGACAAGAUGAUCGAGAAGUAUGAGUCACUGGUGUCCGACCUGUUGGAGUGGAUUGAGCAGACCAUCACCAUCCUCAACAACCGAAAGUUCGCCAACUCCCUGGUUGGUGUCCAGCAGCAGCUCCAGGCCUUCAACACCUACCGUACCAUAGAGAAACCCUCCAAGUUCACAGAGAAGGGGAACUUGGAGGUUCUGCUCUUCACCAUCCAGAGUAAGAUGAGGGCCAACAACCAGAAGGUGUUCACGCCACGAGAGGGGAAACUCAUCUCAGACAUCAACAGGGCAUGGGAGCGCCUGGAGAAGGCGGAGCAUGAGAGAGAGCUGGCUCUGAGGACGGAGCUGAUUCGCCAGGAGAAACUGGAGCAGCUCGCCAGACGCUUCGACCGCAAGGCCGCCAUGAGAGAAACCUGGUUGAGUGAGAACCAGAGACUGGUCUCUCAGGAUAAUUUUGGCUUCGACCUCCAGGCGGUGGAAGCCGCCACCAAGAAGCACGAGGCGAUCGAGACGGACAUCGCAGCGUAUGAGGAGCGUGUGCAGGCAGUGGUUGCCGUGGCGAGGGAGCUGGAGGCGGAGUCUUAUCAUGACAUCAAGCGUGUGGUGGCACGUAAAGACAACGUACUGCGUCUGUGGGAGUACCUUCUGGAUCUGCUGAAGGCUCGCCGCCAGAGACUGGAGACCAACUUGGGCCUGCAGAGAGUCUUCCAGGAGAUGCUGUACAUCAUGGACUGGAUGGACGAAAUGAAGAUGUUGCUGCUUUCUCAGGAUUAUGGGAAACACCUGCUUGGUGUGGAGGACUUGCUGCAGAAACAUGCUCUGGUGGAGGCCGACAUUGCCAUCCAGGCUGACCGGGUGAGGGCGGUGAACACCAACGCUCAGAAGUACUCCAUCUGCGAUGACGGCUACAAACCCUGUGACCCACAGGUGAUCCAGGACCGCGUGGACCACAUGGAGUUUUGCUAUCAGGAGCUGACCCAGCUGGCCGCAGAGCGUCGUGCCUGCCUGGAGGAAUCCCGCCGGCUCUGGAAGUUCUUCUGGGAAAUGGCGGAGGAAGAGGGCUGGAUCCGCGAGAAGGAGCAGAUCUUAUCAUCAGAGGAGUAUGGGAAAGACCUGACGGGAACGCUGCGACUCCUCAGCCAGCAGCGGGCUCUGGAGGAUGAGAUGAGCGGCCGCGCUGGCCACCUGCAGCACACCAUUGCUGAGGGCAGGGCAAUGGUGCAGGCAGGCCACUUUGGAGCUGCCAAGAUCCAGGAGCGAAUCGAUGACCUGCAGGCGCAGUGGGCGGGGCUGGAGAGGCUGGCGGCAGCGAGGAAGACACGCCUGGAGGAGACACUGGCGCUGCAUCAGUUUCAGGCAGACGCUGAUGAUGUGGACGCUUGGACACUGGACGCCCUGCGGAUUGUGUCUAGUGGUGAGACAGGACAUGAUGAGUUCUCCACUCAGGCACUGGUCAGGAAGCACAAAGAUGCUGCGACUGAGGUGGGUAGCUACCGACCUGUGAUUGAUGCUCUGCAUGAACAGGCUGCUGUCCUGCCCCAGGCGGAGGCAGAGUCAGAGGGCGUGCGCGGACGUCUUGCGGGCAUCGAGGAGCGUUAUAAGGAGGUGUCAGAGCUGACCAGGCUGAGGAAACAAGCGCUCCAGGAUGCGCUCGCUCUCUACAAAAUGUUCAGCGAGGCGAACGCUUGCGAGGUGUGGAUCGACGAGAAGGAACAGUGGCUCAAUAGCAUGGAGAUCCCUGAGAAACUGGAGGACCUGGAGGUCAUCCAGCACAGGUUUGAGAGUUUGGAGCAGGAGAUGAACAACCAGGCGUCCCGCGUGGCGGUGGUGAACCAGAUCGCCAGGCAGCUGAUUCAUAAUGGACACCCAAGUGAGAAAGAGAUCAAGUCUCAACAGGACAAGCUCAACAACAGGUGGAGCCAGUUCCGCGACCUGGUGGACCAGAAGAAGGAGUCUUUGCAUUCCGCGCUGGGAGUCCAGAACUAUCACCUGGAUUGCAACGAGACAAAAUCUUGGAUCAAAGAGAAGACCAAAGUCAUCGAGUCAACGCAGGAGCUGGGCAAUGACCUGACUGGGGUCAUGGCCCUCCAGCGCAAACUGACGGCGAUGGAGCGCGACUUGGUGGCCAUUGAGGACAAGCUGUCCGACCUACGCAAUGAAGCUCAGAGGCUGGCAGAGGAGCACCCGGACCAGGCAAAGGCCAUCACAGGCCGGCUGGCUGAGAUCAAUGCCGUUUGGGAGGAGAUGAAGACAACACUCAAGAAUCGUGAGGAGUCUCUGGGCGAGGCCAGCAAGCUGCAGCAGUUCCUUCGAGAACUGGAUGACUUCCAGUCCUGGCUGUCCCGUACGCAGACAGCCAUUGCCUCCGAGGACAUGCCCAACACGCUGGCCGAAGCUGAGAAGCUGCUGGCCCAGCACGAGGGCAUCAAGAACGAGAUCCGUAACUACGAGGAGGACUACCAGAAGAUGCGGGACAUGGGUGACAUGGUAACUCAAGGCCAGACCGACGCCCAGUACAUGUUCCUCCGCCAGAGACUGGAGGCACUGGACACAGGCUGGAACGAGCUCCACAAGAUGUGGGAGAACCGCCAGAAUCUUCUGACCCAGUCUCACGCCUAUCAGCUGUUCCUCAGAGACACAAAGCAGGCAGAGGCCUUCCUCAAUAACCAGGAGUAUGUCCUGGCACACACAGAGAUGCCCACCACCCUGGAGGGAGCUGAGGCAGCCAUUAAGAAGCAGGAGGACGUAAUGACCACCAUGGACGCCAACGAGGAGAAGAUAAACGGUGUGGUGGAGGCCGGACGCAGGCUGGCCGCUGACGGAAACAUCAACUCUGAACGCAUCCAGGAGAGGGCGACCUCCAUAGACGACAGACAUAAGAAGAAUCGGGAAGCCGCUGUGGAGCUACUGAUGAGACUCAAGGACAACAGAGACCUGCAGAAGUUCCUGCAGGACUGCCAGGAGCUGUCUCUGUGGGUGAGCGAGAAGAUGCUGUGUGCUCAGGAUCUGUCAUACGACGAGGCCAGGAACCUGCACAGCAAGUGGCUCAAACACCAGGCCUUCAUGGCUGAACUGCAGUCCAACAAGGAGUGGUUGGACAAGAUUGAAAAGGAUGGUUUGCUGCUGGUGUCAGAGAAGCCAGAGACAGAAGAAGUGGUGAAGGACAAGCUGUCGGUGCUGCACAGGAUGUGGGCGGAGCUUGAGAGUACCACCCAGACCAAGGCGCAGUGUUUGUUUGAUGCCAACAGGGCAGAGCUGUUCACGCAGAGCUGUGCUGACCUGGACCAGUGGCUGCUUGGCCUGGAGGGCCAGAUCCAGUCUGAUGAUUAUGGCAAGGACCUCACCUCCGUCAACAUCCUGCUGAAAAAACAACAGAUGCUGGAGAACCAGGUAGAGGUGCGUCAGAGGGAGGUGAUGGAGCUGCAGACCCAGGUAGAGGCGCUUGGGGAAGAGGGCGGAGACACGGAGGAGGUGGACGGGCGGAGGCAGACGGUGGAAAAGAAGUUCCAGGCGCUGCUGGAGCCGCUGAGGAAGAGGAAGAAUUUCCUGGUGGCGUCCAGGGAGAUCCACCAGUUCAACCGAGACGUGGAGGAUGAAAUCCUCUGGGUGGAGGAGAGGAUGACUAUGGCCACCUCCACAGACCAUGGUCACAACCUGCAGACAGUCCAGCUGCUCAUCAAGAAGAACCAGACUUUACAGAAGGAGAUCAUGGGUCAUCAGCCUCGUAUUGAUGACAUCAUCGAACGGAGUCAGAGCCUCCUGGUGGAUGAGUCUCCCAGUGCGGAGGCCAUCGGUCAGCGUCUGGCGGCGCUGCAGGAGCUGUGGCGGCUGCUAAUGAAGGAGACAGAGUCCCGCCACACCCGGCUGGAGGAGGCUCAUGAUGCCCAGCGGUUCUACUUUGACGCGGCGGAGGCAGAGGCCUGGAUGAGCGAACAGGAGCUGUACAUGAUGUCAGAGGAGAAGGCCAAGGAUGAGCAGAGUGCAGUGGCAAUGUUGAAGAAACAUCAGAUUGUGGAGUUGGCGGUGGAGGACUAUGCUGAGACGGUACACCAACUUUCCAAAACCAGCAGAGGACUGGUAGCUGCUGGACACCCAGAGAGCGAGCGUAUCAGCAUGCGUCAGUCUCAGGUGGACAAGCUGUACGCGGGGCUGAAGGACCUGUCGGAGGAGCGCAGGGGGAAGUUGGAUGAGCGGUUUCGUCUCUUCCAGCUCAACCGAGAGGUGGACGACCUGGAGCAGUGGAUCGCUGAGAGAGAGGUGGUGGCCGGCUCCCACGAGCUGGGACAGGACUACGAACACGUCACCAUGCUGCAGGAGCGUUUCAGGGAGUUUGCACGCGAUACAGGGAAUAUUGGCCAGGAGCGUGUGGACACCGUCAACCACCUGGCGGAUGAGCUGAUCAACACGGGACACGGCGAUGCAGCUACCAUCGCAGAGUGGAAGGACGGGCUGAACGAAGCAUGGGCUGACCUGCUGGAGCUGGUGGACACACGAACGCAGAUCCUGGCCGCCUCUUACGAGCUGCACAAGUUCUACCACGACGCCAGAGAGAUCCUCAGCCGAGUCCUGGACAAGCAGAAGAAACUUCCAGAAGAAGACGGACGAGACCAGAUCACAGUGGAGACGCUGCAGAGGAUGCACAACACCUUCCAACAUGAUAUCCAGGCGCUGGGAACACAGGUGAGGCAGUUGCAGGAGGACGCCAUGCGUCUGCAGUCAGCAUACGCUGGAGAUAAAGCAGACGACAUCCAGCGCCGGGAGAGCGAAGUCAUGGAUGCCUGGAGGAGCCUACUGGAGGCCUGCGAAGGGCGCAGGCUCCGCCUCCUGGACACCGGCGACAAGUUCCGCUUCUUCAGCUUGGUCAGGGACCUUCUGCUGUGGAUGGAGGACGUCAUCCGCCUGAUAGACGCCCAGGAGAAUCCGAGAGAUGUGUCAUCAGUAGAGCUGUUGAUGAAUAACCACCAGGGCAUCAAGGCAGAGAUUGACGCCCGCAACGACAACUUUACUUCCUGUAUUGAAUUGGGCAAGGUGCUGCUAGCACGGAAACACUAUGCAUCAGAGGAGAUUAAGGACAAGUUGCUGCAGCUGACGGACAAGAGGAAAGAGAUGAUUGACAAGUGGGAGGACAGAUGGGAGUGGUUAAGACUGAUUCUGGAGGUCCACCAGUUCUCCCGAGAUGCCGGGGUGGCGGAGGCAUGGCUGAUGGGUCAGGAGCCAUAUCUAUCCAGCAGGGAGAUUGGUCAGAGUGUCGACCAGGUGGAGAAACUCAUAAAGAGACACGAAGCCUUUGAGAAGUCUGCCGCUACCUGGGAGGAGCGCUUCUCCGCGCUGGAGAGACUGACUACGCUGGAGUUGUUGGAGGUGAGGAGACAGCAGGAGGAGGAGGAGAAGAGGAGACAACCUCCGACCCCAGAGCGUGUCCUGCUCCAGGAAGAGGAUGUGCAACUUCAGAGGGAAGGGGAGCUGAUCCUUCAGAAUGGAUUUCCAUCUGAUCAGGACUCUCCCAAGGACACAGAGGGAGAUGAACUGGUGAACGGUGUGGAGGAGAACAGCCCCCCACCCUCCCCCACUUCAGGCAGGCAAACCAAAGGCAGCCUGUCCACCACGCUGCCCUCCAAAACCCAAGACUCCUCCUCCUCCUCCACACAGCUGGAAGGCUUCCUGCACCGCAAACACGAAUGGGAGGGCCACAACAAGAAGGCCUCAAACAGGUCAUGGCACAACGUGUACUGUGUGAUCAACAACCAGGAGGUUGGUUUCUAUAAGGACAGUAAGACGGCGGGACAGGGCGUGGCCUACCACAACGAGGUGCCAGUCAACCUGAAGGACGCCGUGUGUGACGUGGCUUCAGACUACAAGAAGAAGAAAUACGUCUUUAAACUCAGAGUCGCUGAUGGUAACGAGUAUCUCUUUCAAGCCAAAGAUGAAGAGGAGAUGAGUUCUUGGAUUCAGGCCAUUUUGAACGCCGCCUCAGCAGACCAGUCUGAGCUUCCUCACAGUAAUCAGAGCACGCCGCUGUGCCACCGUGCCCAGACGCUGCCGGCCACCGUCAGCCUGCCGACGGAGUCCAGCCCCGGGAAGAAGGAGAAGGAGAAGAGGUUUAGUCUCUUCAGUAAGAAGAAGCAGUAGAGGCUGAGUGUCAAAGUAAAUCACUUUGGUAAAACAUUUCUCAAUUUUCCGUGAAAUGAACUUUACGUAGAUAUCUUUCAGGUUUAUUAAUGUGCAUAUUAACCUAUGGAAAGGUAUUGUUAUUACACAAUAAUUUUGAGAAAGUACCCAAUGAAUACUAAUACUCAAAGCAACGAAGCUGUGUAUCUAGAACACGUUAACUGGAAUAAGGCCACUGUAAAGUUUCCAACAUGCUGUACUUCCUGCUCAUUCUCUAGCAGUCAACAGAUGUUUUUUUUCUGAAGCAGUUUGUUCGGGUGAUGGUUCGGUUUGAGACAGAUACUAGGGGCUAGCAGGGACUCAGCCGAGAGAAGAUUAAAUGUCCACGUGGUGGCGGUAGUGGGAAGGUCGGCUUAGGCUGUAGAAGAAGGUCGAUGUUGAGAAUGUGAAGCAAAGGCCACCUCCAGCUCUUACCAGAGAUGAAGAGGUAGUGAACGUGACAGUGAUGAUGAUAGUAGCGAUGAUGAGGGUGUGAUGAUGACGAUGGUGGUGUGUCUCAUAACCUGUCAAUGAACAGGCUCUGUGUGGAUGCCUCGGUGCAGAGGAACCUUCCCUGUCCUGCUGGGAGAAGUAUAUAGAACAAGGAAAGCUGACAUAUUCAAAGAGGAAGUGAUGUUAUUACUAAACAGGAAGUACAGCCAGUGGUGUUGGUGGCUGCUUAGGUUCUCAAAUGAAGUCAGCAGAGCUGAAAACUCUUCAGUGUUUUCCCAAAGUCUUGGUUUCAUCUCCACAGGGUUUCAUUUUUUUUGCUUUUCACUCUUUCCAUUGGGUGCCACACGGUGCCUCGUGUUCUUUAGGGGUCGUCUCACGAGCAUCAGUAAAGUCUAGAUGAAGACCAAUGCUCUAUGUGUUUAGUAACGCCACAUGUCCUACUUUCAUACUGCUUAUGUUCUUGUCUUUGGUUUUCAUGUUCUUGUCCAUCAUAAAGUGACUCCUGAGUUUUCAAACAUUUCUCUGAGUUCAGUCUUCAGAGACGAUCCACCUCCUUCCUCUGCCAUCAGAGCUGGACCAAUAGCAUUGUGUUGUUGUUGUUCUGUUUUUUGAGUUGUCUGCACUCAGAGGUCUCUCCCUGAUUGGUCCAAAAAGGGAUUUGGUUGGUAGAUGAUCAGCCAGUCAUGUUGAAGGGAGUGGUCACAUGGAGCGUGGCCCUAACAAACAGACCUGCACGCUUUGCUCUGGCUCACAAUGUAUCAUGAAGGAUGUCUGAUGUCUCUGUUCGGUCUGUCUUCUGUCUGUCUUCUGUCUCUGUUCUGUCUUCUGUCUGUGCUCUGCUGCCAGGAGACCAGUAUUAAGACCAAACAAUACGUUUUGAUACUUUUUUUUAAAUCUUCAUUGUUUUUCAUUGUUGUUAUUAUGUUUCAAAUAAGGACGUACAAUGAUGAAGUCAGUAUGUAUCAUAAACACUACAGAUAAGGACGUACAAUGAUGAAGUCAGUAUGUAUCAUAAACACUACAGAUAAGGACGUACAAUGAUGAAGUCAGUAUGUAUCAUAAACACUACAGAUAAGGACGUACAAUGAUGAAGUCAGUAUGUAUCAUAAACACUACAGAUAAGGACGUACAAUGAUGAAGUCUGUAUGUAUCAUAAACACUACAGAUAAGGACGUACAAUGAUGAAGUCAGUAUGUAUCAUAAACACUACAGAUAAGGACGUACAAUGAUGAAGUCAGUAUGUAUCAUAAACACUACAGAUAAGGACGUACAAUGAUGAAGUCAGUAUGUAUCAUAAACACUACAGAUAAGGACGUACAAUGAUGAAGUCAGUAUGUAUCAUAAACACUACAGAUAAGGACGUACAAUGAUGAAGUCAGUAUGUAUCAUAAACACUACAGAUAAGGACGUACAAUGAUGAAGUCAGUAUGUAUCAUAAACACUACAGAUAAGGACGUACAAUGAUGAAGUCAGUAUGUAUCAUAAACACUACAGAUAAGGACGUACAAUGAUGAAGUCUGUAUGUAUCAUAAACACUACAGAUAAGGACGUACAAUGAUGAAGUCAGUAUGUAUCAUAAACACUACAAAGUCUGAUGUUAAAUGGUGACAAUAAUUAAAGGAGCAGCAUUUAGUGCAAAAAAACAAAAGAAGGAAUAUCCUGGAGAAAAGGUUGCUUGCUUGUUGCCUCUCGCACUGUGCUGUGUGGUUUUUGCUAAACUUCCCUGCUCUUUGAUACGUAGUGUGCUUUCUGUCCCUGUAUCUACUGUACUGACGCUGUACUGUAUCUACUGUACUGACGCUGUACUGUAUCUACUGUACUGACGCUGUACUGAAAUAAAUGCCAUCAUACUGCACAAUCGCACAUA